This is a messenger RNA of Aspergillus alliaceus, 654 nucleotides long. Its product is annotated as Tim17/Tim22/Tim23/Pmp24 family protein. The record is from RefSeq and is a predicted model, not a curated record. The transcript is spliced from 6 exons. Gene Ontology annotation, cellular component: peroxisomal membrane. NCBI's taxonomy places the organism in Eukaryota, Fungi, Ascomycota, Eurotiomycetes, Eurotiales, Aspergillaceae. Bases 1 to 654 code for a protein of 217 amino acids.
AUGGAUGCCCUCAUGUCCCGCUUAGAUGCUAUUGCCACCAACCCGGAUCUCGCACCUUUCCUUGCGCUAGUGAAAGGUGUUCGCAAUGGCGCAGUGUACGGUGCGAAAGUACGGUUCCCGCAUGCUUUGGUCAUGAUCUUUCUCUUUCGCUCUGGAACCUUCCGAGAAAAAGCAAAGCUUGUUCUGAAAGCUACCCGCCAGCAUGCCCGCAACCUCGCAACCUUCGCCUUCAUAUACAAGAGCGCUAUGCUCGUGCUGCGGAAUGUCAACCCCUCUGGUGUUGGGAAAGAGGGCCGGUUCGACAGCUUCUUUGCUGGUUUGUUGGGAGGGUACGCGGUGUUCGGUCGGAACAAGACAAGUAUAACCCAGCAGAUUGUCAUCUACGUUUGCGCCCGUGUUUUCCUGGCUCUUGCCAAGCUGUCCGUACAACCGGACAUGCACCCCCUAUCUCAUCUCAUAACCCCCGGCACGCGGGCCGACAUAGAGAAACAUGCAUGGCCAGUAUUCGCAAGUCUUAGCUGGGCUAUGGUCAUGUACAUCUUCCGCUGGCAUCCGGACACCCUCAUGUCGAGUUUGAAGAGUAGCAUGGUUUACAUCUAUGCCGACUCCGAUCAUUGGGACUCAUUCCGCAAUCUCAUGAUUCACAAUAAAUAG